AUGGAGGCAGAGCAUAGCCGGCCGGCCGAUGGGGAGCGGUCUGGUGGACAACAGCAGCCUCUUUCUGAAUCUUCACUUAGGAGUAGGUUGGCUCUGCCACAGGAACAGGCUACCUCACAACCAAUCCAUGGAUCACAUGGCCGCCAUCAACAUAGACAGCCAAAACGAAGUGAUAUGCUCCAAAGACAGCAGCAACAGCAGUCUCAGGUGCGGGAAUCAUCCUGGCAACUUCCAGAUGUCCCAGGUGCCUCAAGAGGUAGAUACUCUUCAUCCCGUCUUGAAUCCUCUACCCAAGCUUCUCAUGCUCAGAGGACUCCAUCGCAGCCCAGUCAGGUAGUACAGGAAGGUACCCCUUCUAGACGGGAACGUAGGCCUCAAAAGCCAGGGAAAUAUGUGUGUACAUACUGUGGCCGACCAUGUGCAAAGCCCAGUGUCCUCCAAAAACACAUCCGCUCUCAUACGGGAGAGAGACCUUAUCCUUGCGUCCCUUGCGGCUUCUCUUUCAAAACUAAAAGUAACCUGUAUAAACAUCGAAAAUCACACGCCCAUCGGAUAAAAGCCGGCCUGGCAUCUAGCCGUGAAGAGCACAGUUUUAGUGGAGCUGAGAGCGGAACAGUGGGAGAUGAACAAGAAGAAGCAACAGAAGCAGAAAGCACAGAUUCCGAGGAUGAGACUGGUCAGCGUCGACCAUCUACCUCUCAGGACAGGCCAGCUCUGAGGAAAAGCUCCAAAGUUGAAAUGUCAUUCUCAGAAGAAGGACCAAGAACAGAGGACUCCCAAGCAGUCAAACAGAGAUUAGCUAUGCGACUCAGUGAAAGGAAACGAGUUCCCAUAAUCUCACCAGACGAGACCCCAUCAUCCUCACUGGGUCCUGGUAGUAAAGGUAGCACUGAAUCUGGCUACUUUUCUAGCUAUGGGAGUGCUGAGCUUUCCCAGGUGAGCCCUCCCAAUGCCAAUGCUAAAUCUUAUGCUGAAAUUAUUUUAGGAAAGUAUGGACGAUUGGGUCAACAGCAAAGGGUUCCACACCAACAUCUUCAGUCAUCAUCUUCUUCAACAUCUUUAGGUCAAGAGGAAAAAUCUAUUCCUUUCACUGUGCCUAAGACACAAGUCAUUGAGCACAUUACAAAGUUAAUCACUAUAAAUGAAGCUGUAGUUGACACAAGUGAAAUUGACAGUGUCAAACCAAGGCGUUCUUCUCUCUCCAGGAGAAGUAGCAUUGAGUCCCCUAAGUUUUCUUCACCCAAAGAUCCUUGUGUUUUUGAUCCAAAGGGAGAUGUUCCAGGCCCCAGUGGCAGUAGUGGACAAAUUAUUCUUAGUGGCUUUGCUACUGAAAGGCAGCAUUCACAACUGGUUGAAGACACACUUGCUGGUCAGUGUUCCAGUGCUGUUCUUCUAAGAAGUCAAUCAGUGCCAACCUCUGGUGGCCAAGAUGACACAACUAGUACAUCUUCACACAGCUUUCGACUCAGCCACUCUUUCGAUGAACAGCAGGCUGCAGCUGCGGAGAUGAGGGUCGGUCAUCAUCAUCGAAUGUUAAGACGCCAGCCUGCAAUUGAGAUGCCAAUUGGAGCUGACCUUGUUGCAGAAGCAGGUCCCUCUACUUCUACUCUGGUUGAAUCAGGGUGGAAGUGUGAGAUAUGUGGAACUCUCUUCAAAAAGCAGGACUGUUAUGCAGCCCACAGAGUUGCCUGCAUGCAUAAACCUUCACAUGAUCAAAGUGAGAAGGAAGGUAGUGCUGUACGAGAAGAUCGCCCACAAAUGAUGCACUAUAAGUUCAAGGCAAUGGCUAUGGCUGUUCGAAAAAGGAGAAAAGAAGAAAGUCUUGAAGAGGACCCUCCCAGUCCAGGUCCAGCAGCUGUCUCCUUUAACAUACAGUCCACUACAUCAAUGAUUGGCACUCAAGGUGAUUUUAAGGGCUUCUCAGGCCCUCCCUCACAAACCGAGCUGGAAAAAAUGGGUCCUUUUAAAGAAAUCUCUGUAAUCCAGCACACUAGCUCCUUUGAAAAACAAGAAAGCAUGUCUAUAGAGAGUCAAGAAUCAGAACUUGAACAUGAACAAUCACAGGAGCCUAAACAAACAUCCACAUCCAGGUUAGUUCGACAACCCAACAUUCAAGUGCCAGAGAUUCUGGUGACAGAGGAACCAGAUACUGAGAUGGUUUCACCCCCAGCAAGUACAUGUGUCCCCAAAGAAUUAGAAAAGGAAGAGUUCCAAUGGCCUCAGCGCAGUCAAAGUCUGGCUCAGCUUCCUGCAGAGAAGCUGCCACCAAAGAAGAAACGUCUCCGUUUGGCAGAGGCAGCCCAGUCAUCAGGAGAAUCUAGUUUUGAAUCAGUCUCUCUGCCACGCAGCCCUAGCCAAGAGAGUAAUGUUUCCCAUACCUCCAGCCGAUCUGCUUCUUUUGAUGAAUCAGGAAAGACUGACUCUGAGAUGCAUAUUGGUACAUGGAGCUCCCAAGGGUCUCACAUGCUAACUGUACCAGGUCCUUAUCAGCACCAUCAUUCUCACAGGGAAAUGCGGCGCUCUGCCUCAGAGCAGGCUCCUGCAAGUCCGCCACAUCCUGCCCAAAUAGUGGAGACUAGAAGCAAGUCAUUUGACUAUGGAUCCCUGUCCCCAAAACCUACUUCAGCCUCUUGGAAGGAGAGGCGGAAAUGUCUCUUGGUAAAGCAUGCAACUCUUGGGAAGCCUGACCAGGAGGAGCCACUUUCUAGUUUACAAAGUAAUCCAAUUGUAUGUCGAUCCUACCCUCCAAUUGUAUGUCAGUCCUAUCCUGACCACCCUGGACUCUCAAUUGAUGAGCACAGAACGAGCAACAUAUUCUACCCCCUCACUAGUCCAGAUACUUUUUCCCCACGGCAGCUCACUAGAUUCCUGCCAGUCACAACAACAACAUCUGAAGUUCUUUCUACUCAUAUGUUUCAACAGGCCCUCAUACAUACAGUACCAUCUCCACUUCAUCCAAGACAGUUUCAUUUACCAGAGCACUUAGUCCUUCCGGUUCAACCUUUCCCAACUUUGCUCCCUUUGCAGUACUCUUCAAGUGGUCUAACAAUUCGGGUCCCCUCUGGCCCACCUGUCAGGGAAUCAAGAACAUCUCCUCACCUUGUACAUAGUCCAAGUUCCUCAUAUCAUCAGCUUGUUACACACCAUCAGCCUCGCCCCAUCAUUGCUACAUGCCUUGAGCAGCUUACACCAGUGGUGUCCCUUGUGGUCCCUGUGCGCUUACAGACUCAGAUUUCUAAUUAUGGUAGCGCCAUGUAUACAACCAUCUCACAAAUUUUAGCAACAACACGGUCUCAGCAGCCAAUUUGCUGUACAGCCAUGGUCAUAAUGGGAAAGCUAGAGGGCAGCAAGCUUCAACGAUCCUACCUGAGGCUCCCCACUCCUGACUUCAAGACUGGCAUUCCUAUGUCUCUGCCUCUAGAGUUUGGAUCAGAAAGCGCAUCUGAUGAAAGCUCUGGACCACUGGUUGCUGGAGGAAGUAAAAGAAUGCUUUCCCCUGCAGGCAGUCUAGAACUCACCUUAGAGGCACAGCGGCAACAGAAACGAGUCAAAGAGGAAGAUGAGGAAGAAGAAGAAGAAGAAAGGAGAGAAAAAGAUACAAAACAUAGUGAGAAGGCUCAGGAAGAGAGUCAAGUGCCAGACAAGGAGGCUCUAACUGUUGGGAUAGAGUGGAGAAAACAAGAGAGGGAAGUGAAAAAAACAGAGGAGUUACAGGCAUCUGUGAUGAACAAGCAAGAGGUUGUCCAGGUGGAAACUGAACCAUUCAAAAAAGAAGAAGGAGAGGAAGAGAGCCACAGAUGUGUAUCAGUGUUUGAGAUUAACGAGAGAUCUAGAGACCCCUUAUACCCCAGCCUUCACACUUCCACAUCAGUGAGCUGGUGCUACCUAAAUUACACCAAGCCUAACCCAACUGCACACAGAAGUCCACAAACAUCAGUAUAUUCUUCAUGGAGUGUCAGCAUGUAUAAUCCCAACCUGCCUGGUUUGACCACAAAAAUGGUACUGUCUCUGCUGUGUUCUAAACAAACAUAUAGCUCAGAGAUGUAUACCAUGGCCACAGCUCCACCUGUCACCACUGAGAAAUUGGUUCCUGCUAGCAACAAAAAGCCCAUGGUAUCAGAGGUAUGUGCCAAACCACCCAGCACAUCUGACAAAGUGAAAGAGGAGCCUGUGAGUAAGAGGGUCGAAAAAGAGGAGAAAAGUGCAGAGGAGUCUGCAACCACCUCCCAGCAGAGUGAGGCACCUCGUAUUUGCAUCUUUGAAGGAGGGUACAAGUCCAACGAGGAAUAUGUGUAUGUGAGGGGGAGGGGGAGGGGGAAGUAUGUGUGUGGUGAGUGUGGGAUUCGCUGCAAGAAGCCCAGCAUGUUAAAGAAGCACAUCCGCACUCACACAGAUAUCCGCCCCUAUGUCUGUAAGCACUGCAACUUUGCCUUCAAAACCAAAGGGAACCUCACUAAACACAUGAAGUCAAAGGCGCAUGGUAAGAAAUGCCAGGAGAUGGGAGUGUCUCAAUCCAUAGAUGAGCUGGAAGCUGAGGAAGCAGGGACCAGUGAGGAGCAAGUAUAUGAAUCAGAGGAUCAGGAGGAGCACCAGUUCUCUGAUGUUGAAGACUCUGAGGAUGAAGAUGAUGACAACGAGGAGGAUGAGGAGGAAGUGUCCUCCCAUGAUGAACCUCCUUCAUCCUGCUCCACUGACACUCGUCACUCAGACAGUGCUCAGGCUGACCUGCCCACCCCCACCGCUCCAGAGAGAGAGAACCACCCCUCUCCAUGCCGUGCAUGGAGCAGUGGGCGUGCUGCAUCGCCAGGCAGCAAGAGGGCGCUGUUCUCCCGCAAGGGCUGGGAACUUUCUCCCAGGGCUUUCUCUCCUGUAAGUGAGGGGUCACCUCUCAGGAGUCUGUCCCCCAGACUUGAGCUCUCCUCACCCAGUCGACAUCUCUCUUCCUCCCCAGAGAGAGGUCCUUCUCCUAUAAGAGCCUCUCCAGUCAGGCCUCUCUCUCCUCUCCGGCCGCUUUCCCCUGCCCGCUAUAGGAGCUCCAGAGCUAAUGUCUCACCAUCGCCACUCAGAGCCCAGCACAGACCCCAGCACAGACCCCACAGCUCCCCUGGACAGUUCCACUGGGACUCCAGCACUCAGGCCAGAGAGAGCCAGCAGGAGAGGCCUGGUACUCCUGGUACUUCGCAGACUCCACAGAGGCUGAGCCCUUCACAUCCCAGCUUCUUACCACCAGCCCUGCGCCUCUCUCACACUGAUCCCUCACUCCACCUGCCAGUCACGCCACAAACUCUGGACCGCAUGUUUAGCCACCUCCCAUUACACUCCCAGGACCAGGCCCGCAUGCCUUACCAUAUGAUCCCUAUUGGAGGAAUCCAGAUGGUGCAACUUAGGCCGAGAACUCGUCCCAAACUGGAACGAAGUUUAUCUUCCACCCCAUCACCCACCUCUCCCAACGAGGAUGCCCCUUUCUUCCUGGGCAGGAGGGAUGCACCAUGGAGCCUACACCCUGAAACAAGCCAGCAAAGCACUCUGGCAUUUAGCGAGACACAGAGCAUGGAGAGAGGAACUGGGCCAUCAGGGCUGAAAGGUCCUGUUAGCAGAUCCACAUCAGCCAAGUCAUCUCUACAAUACGGCAAUGGGGAGCAGUUGGACAAGGACAGAAAGCAAUAUGGCAGCUCACGGCCCUCCAAGGCUCAUACCAUUGUUCCUCAGACAUCUCAAGAAGUGGGCCAAGAUAACAGUAAAGGCACAGAAAGGACCCCUGGCUUUGGUGAGAAGGAGGAAAGAGCCUCCUCACAUAGAACUAAACAGCUUUCUGAACUAGAGUCCGAGGAGAGUGCAGGAGAUAAAUCUGUCUGCCCAGGUCAGAGCCAAGAAAGCAACCCAGACAGCACUUAAUAGCCUUUGUGCUCAAUGUCAAAAUGCUCUUGAUUGCUACUAUUAUUAUUAUUAUUAUUAUUGUUCCUUUUGUUUUGUAAUGCUAUUGUUUUUUUAUACAAAUUUUCAAUACUGUUGGUAACUUGGUAAUGUUUGUUUUUGCAAUAUUCAAGAUUGUAAUAAGAUGCACUUUUUUUGUUUGGACAAAACAAUGUUUCUGUAAAUCUAUUACUUCUCUCUCACCUGUAUCUUUACUGACAUUACAAUCAAUCUUAAGGUAUCUAUUUGAAUAUGUAUAUGAUAAAAUACUUGUUAAAAUUAACUAUGAAUAAAUUUAUAAAUGACCAAGGUGAAUACUUAAACCGAGAGUAAUUCCAAUAUCUUGUCCCUUGUUCAGUAUUACUCAAAAUAUAGUAACGUGUGCCUUUUCUGUCAGAAUUUAUUGCUUGAAGUGUAGACAAAGAUGAAAGGCUGUGAAUUCUUUUAUUAAUAUAUGAUUUGUUUUGUCUUUUGGUGGAGCUGGUGUUAGCAAAAUUGGAAGGUGUUUUUUUUUUUCUCAAGUCAGGGUAAAAGUAAAGAUGUUUGUACUGAAGUCAGCUGAAGGAGUGGAGAGAGUUUUGCAAAGAAAUUGCACUGAAGUCAUAUUUUUUAUAUACAAAAAGAAAUGAAUUAUGUCUGUACAGAUGAGAAAUCUAUGGUCCAUAUUUAUUGCCGUGUGGAAAUAUGAAAAUGUUUUACGUUUUGUUUACUUUAGUUUUUGAAAUAAUUUUUAUUGCAAUUUUUAUUCUUUACACUGUUGUUUAGUACUUUUCUGUUACGUUCUGAAGACUUGAAUUAAAGAAACUGGACAGGGUGAUGGUGAAGUUAGUCAACAGCUGCAGGGUUGGGUGGAUCAAAAGCCUUCCGAAUUUGUCACAGAUACCUAUAAUUUCUGAACCAAUAAAGGUGCACAAGAAAUGA
This is a messenger RNA of Pygocentrus nattereri (red-bellied piranha), 6834 nucleotides long. RefSeq names its product HIVEP zinc finger 3 (gene hivep3b). Gene Ontology annotation, molecular function: DNA-binding transcription factor activity, RNA polymerase II-specific; zinc ion binding; RNA polymerase II cis-regulatory region sequence-specific DNA binding. Gene Ontology annotation, biological process: regulation of transcription by RNA polymerase II. The record is from RefSeq and is a predicted model, not a curated record. The transcript has 6 exons. Lineage: Eukaryota; Metazoa; Chordata; Actinopteri; Characiformes; Serrasalmidae. Bases 1 to 5895 code for a protein of 1964 amino acids. Gene Ontology annotation, cellular component: nucleus.